UCCAGCCCCAGCCUGGGAGCAGCCGGGAGCGCGUGGCCGUGGGAUUCCUGCCUUCCUUCCCCGCGGGCGGCUCGGCAACUUCACCAUGCGGCUGGAAGAACUCCGGAGGCUCCAGCACACCUUGGAACAGGUCAAUGAUGGCAAAGACUUGCUUCAAAGCCAUCAGCUGGCCAUGGAUGAGGAAAACAACAUUGAGAAAUAUCACAUCAACUUAGAGCCCUUGGAGUCCAAAGUGAAAAUCAUCCAGCGGGCAUGGCGGGAGCACCUCCAGCGCCAGGACCUGCCCCCGGAGCGGCCCCAGGAGCGCAGCCCCUCCCCAGCAUCCCUGUCCUCGGGCAGGAUGAGCAGGUCCAUCAGCAUGAACACCUUCUCCGACAGCAGCACCCCCGAUUCCCGGGAGGAUGGCAUGGAUUUAGGCAGCGACGCCGGCAGCAGCCGCUCCAGCUCGGAAUCCAACUCCAGCAAAGCCACGCCGUGCUCGGAGGGCAAGUCCUCGCCGUGCCCCAGCAGCCUGGACCUGGCGGCGCUGGAGGACUCGGAGGAGGACUCGGAGGAGGAGGACGGGGGGUCCCCGCCGUGCCCGCCGCGCUGCCCCGCCGCCCAUGGGCGCGGGUGCGGGUCCGUGCCCGCCGGUCCCCCCCGGCGCUCGGCCCGCCCGCACCCCCCGCCCCGCACCGAGCGGGGGGCGGCCGCGGGGCCGGCCGGGCGGAGGGGCGGCGGGGCGAGGCCCCCCCGGGAGCCGCAGCCCCCCGCGAUGGACUGGGCAGCCCUGGAGAGGCACCUGGCGGGGCUGCAGUGCCGGGAGCAGGAGAGGAACCCCCGCGCCAACCCCGCCUCGGCCCAGAAGAAUGAGCGAGAGUCCAUCAGGCAGAAGUUGGCCCUGGGCAGUUUCUUCGACGAUGGCCCAGGACUCUACACCAGCUGCAGCAAGAGCGGCAAGCCCAGCCUGUCGUCCCGAUUACAAAGUGGGAUGAACCUGCAGAUCUGCUUUGUGAACGACAGCGGCAGCGACAAGGACAGCGAUGCCGACGACAGCAAGACAGAGACCAGCCUGGACACGCCGUUGUCACCCAUGAGCAAGCAGAGCUCGUCCUACUCCGACAGAGACACGACAGAGGAGGAAUCAGAGUCCCUGGACGACAUGGACUUCCUCACCAGGCAAAAGAAACUCCAAGCUGAAGCCAAGAUGGCCUUGGCUAUGGCAAAGCCCAUGGCCAAAAUGCAGGUGGAGGUGGAAAAGCAGAACAGGAAGAAAUCGCCGGUAGCGGAUCUUCUGCCACAUAUGCCUCAUAUAAGUGAAUGCCUGAUGAAGAGAAGUUUGAAACCCACUGAUCUAAGAGACAUGACUAUCGGGCAGCUACAAGUGAUAGUCAAUGAUCUGCACUCACAGAUAGAAAGCUUGAACGAGGAGCUGGUGCAGCUGCUGCUGAUCCGGGACGAGCUGCACACGGAGCAGGAUGCCAUGCUGGUGGACAUCGAGGAUCUCACCAGGCACGCUGAGAGCCAGCAGAAGCACAUGGCAGAGAAGAUGCCGGCCAAGUGAAGCCGGGAACGCCGGGAGCAGAGCUGGAGAGAGCCCUCAUCCUGCUGCUGUCCGUGUCCCAGGAAUCCAGUGUUAGUCCAUGACCAUGUCUGAAGCUUUAUGUCGGUGAUUGGCCUCUGCUUCUUAAUUUAUUUUAAUUUUUUUACUCGUGCCACUAAAUAUCAGGCAUUUUAAUAAUAUUAUUACAAAAAAAAAACCUGUACAGUACUUAUAACAUUAUAAAACCAUGGGCGAGAAGAGAGGGUAGUUUAACUUUAUUUUUGUUUGUUUAGAGAUUUUUUUUUGGUUGGAUGAUAUUUUUUCCCAUUGACUACUUUUUUAUUCUUCACUGUAGUUUUAAAAUAAAGAAACUGUACUUGACGGUGCUAUACAAGUCAAAAAGAAAAAAAAUACAUGCCUGCCUCGUAGUGAAGUUGUAGCUUUCAGUAAUCUGUAUAUUUUAAUCAGUUCUCAACAUUUUGUGAAUGUUGACUACCUGACAUUCAUUUUUAGAUGUGCUAUUAACACUCGGUCGGGUUCAGAGAGUUGAAAGUUUUAUGUAUAAAGCUGUAAAAUAAAAAGGAAAAAACUUGUUUCAUAUGA
Pseudopipra pipra is the source of this 2125-nucleotide messenger RNA. RefSeq names its product schwannomin interacting protein 1 (gene SCHIP1). Gene Ontology annotation, cellular component: cell junction; plasma membrane. Gene Ontology annotation, biological process: positive regulation of hippo signaling. The record is from RefSeq and is a predicted model, not a curated record. The transcript has 11 exons. NCBI's taxonomy places the organism in Eukaryota, Metazoa, Chordata, Aves, Passeriformes, Pipridae. Bases 86 to 1543 code for a protein of 485 amino acids.